Lachnellula hyalina is the source of this 1596-nucleotide messenger RNA. It is a transcript of the gene ERF4, whose product is annotated as Ras modification protein. The annotation marks the transcript as partial. Gene Ontology annotation, biological process: protein targeting to membrane; peptidyl-L-cysteine S-palmitoylation. The record is from RefSeq and is a predicted model, not a curated record. The transcript has 2 exons. Lineage: Eukaryota; Fungi; Ascomycota; Leotiomycetes; Helotiales; Lachnaceae. Gene Ontology annotation, cellular component: endoplasmic reticulum palmitoyltransferase complex; extrinsic component of endoplasmic reticulum membrane.
UCAACACCACUCCCAUCUGCUGCCACCAGUACGACGGCGACACCCACGACGACGAGACCCGAAGUCGUACCAGUGGCGUCGCAAGCUGAUGCAUCUGAGAAAAUCCGGGAAACCUCCAUAACGCAUCCGCCGUAUCCUCAGUCCGAGUCCCGUCCUUCCAAUAUCGAUGCCGCCGGCUCAUCGACAGCAAACCCCAGAAUUCCGUCGCCGACCUUUCAACCCCCUUAUCCAUCCGCAACAUCACCAAUACCCGUCACAGAAGGAAAACCACACCUUACAGUGACGAGCCCUAGUCGCUGGAGUUUGCGCAACGCUUUUAUCGGUGGCGGGAACCCCGAAUUCAAUUCUCCCUUCCGAAGUCGUUCUGGCACCGGCGGUAGUAGCCUUGGAUCGAGACCACGGCACCCAAAUACGACACGGGGAUUGUGGAACCCAACAAACUCGACUCCAAGAGUGCCGACGAGGAAGAGGAAUCGUUCGCAGGUCGAAGACGUUCAUGUUAUUGCUAUACCAUUAUCGCAUCCCGACAUCAGUUCUCCGCGUCAAGGAUCUACUGCCGGAGGAUCAUAUCCUCUCUUGACACUACCUGAGAAGCGGCAGAGUCUACAUUUAGGGUCGGCGAGGGCAAGUCUACAGGUUGAGAGAAGUGGAAGCUCACACGAUUCGAAUAGAAUCUCGUUACCGAGAAGCGUCAGCAUCGAUAUACAGCGAAGAAAAAGUGGUGAAUCUACGCUUCCGACUAAACUCGACAAAGGCAAGGGACGAGCAAUUGAGCACGAGGAGGAAGUUGAGCAAAGACCGCUCACAGGAUUUAAGAAAAGAGGCCAAAGCAUUUCUCAUCCACAAGCACAAACAUCCGGCCUUACAUUCGAUCAAGGGAAUUCAGUCAUGUCUACCGAUCUCGAACGCGGGCUCCACAGUCCCUAUAAUGCCCAAGGCACUUCACGUCUACCACACAAUGCCUCGAAUCCUUCUUUUGAUGCUGGCAUAGGGCCUGCAUUGUCAGACAGCACAUCCAUAAUCGGCUCUGACGGUCCUGGGGUUGGCAUAGAUGAAUGGGGUCCUCAACAUCCGUGUUUCCCACACAUGAAUUCUCACGUCCCACUUUCGUCACCUCUCUACCAAAGUACGCGGAUACUACGCAUACGACGAAAUUGGAUGUUAGCAGGCGAUUUAGCACCUACAUUCUCGAAUUUGUACCCCGAGGUAUUAGACCCGGCUGGGGUAUCGGAGCAAGAAUUCCGAACAAUCAUAGAAAAAGUCAACAACGAACUAAUACGAGCCUUCAAUCCCUGGGGAGUACGAAACAUGUUCGAUAACGUAAUGGGGGUAUUGACUGGAUGGAUAUGGGAUGACCUUGGAUUCUCAGCCGUGAAAUCAAGGUUACAGAAUGUGGAGAAGUAUCUGGAGGAAUGGAACAAACAGAUGCAAGGGAAGAACAAAGAGGGACCGGAUAGUGCGCCGAGAAUUGUGCCGUUGAGGAGGACUGGGUACAUGAAUCUCGAUUUUCAAAUUCCUGACCCCGACUUCCAAGACGCGUCGGUGAUGGCGGCAAGUGACAGAAUGGGGACAGGGCACUCUGGAGCCACGCAAUAA